AUGGUAAAAGUUACGAUAUGUAGUUUUGGAAGAGAAUGUCCGGAUGAUCAGCUGUGGGUAUACGUAAACGUGACGGAAUCAGAUCGAGAAGAGUACCACAUCAAUAGGACCAGAGCAAGCUCUCUUUUUGAAUGUACACGAAAAUGUUACAACGAUCCUCGGUGUUUCUCAUUGAAAUACCGCGAAGCGGACUCAUCAGGUUGCGUGCUAACCGGUUUUGGCUCUGAAUCCUGCCAUAAGAUUAUUUCCGUACCAACUACUAAAAUCAAAUAUGAUAUCAAAACACUUAUCACUAUUGAUUGUAUAAAAUGCAAAUUAACGAAGCAAUUUAAUUCAAAAGAGCUGAAGACAUCUUCUGAGCCAAACGACAAUAAUGAACUGUCUUUCUCAUUUUCAGGAGAGCCAUUUAAUGAUACAGCACUGCAGUCGUUAUUAACCUUGGGAAAUACAAUUGCAUCUGUUUCUGGAACGGAUGCAUGCCAACCUGAAGCAAUGAGAUGUCACGAGGACAUAUGGUUUAUUGCCGAAGAAGAGACUAACUCGGCAACUUCUGAUUUCUUAGAGGUAAUAACCACGGCCAACUCAGUCCGGGAAUGUGCUGAAAAGUGUUUCGACAGUUGUUGUAAGACUUGGAAUUUCUUGGUUGCAAAAAAGAAAAAAGUCAACAAUAACAUUUACUAA
Loa loa (African eye worm) is the source of this 681-nucleotide messenger RNA. RefSeq lists its product as hypothetical. The transcript is spliced from 6 exons. NCBI's taxonomy places the organism in Eukaryota, Metazoa, Nematoda, Chromadorea, Rhabditida, Onchocercidae. The record is from RefSeq and is a predicted model, not a curated record. Bases 1 to 681 code for a protein of 226 amino acids.